Rotaria sordida is the source of this 1026-nucleotide messenger RNA. Lineage: Eukaryota; Metazoa; Rotifera; Eurotatoria; Philodinida; Philodinidae. The record is from the annotation of a GenBank genome assembly.
AUGUCCUUCAAUAAUUUCUUGUCCACAAGUGAAAAUCGUCAAGUGUCCCUUAAAUUUGCUCGACAAGGAGCAUCGAAAAAUUCCGAUAUGGUCGGUAUCCUCUUCAUUAUGACUAUUGAUCCUGAUGUAUGUACAAAAUCAGAAAUUCCAUUUGCUGAUGUUAGUCAAGUUGGCUUUUUCGAAGGCAAAGAAGCUGAAAUUCUUUUUACAACACAUACAAUAUUUCGAAUCGAUAAAAUUCAACAAACUCAUGACGAUCAUACUGAUCGUCUAUGGAAAGUUCAUCUUACCCUUGUGGGUAAUGACAACCACGAGCUAAAUACACUUACAGCACACGUACGCGACGAGGUCAACUUGAAAGCACCAAUACGAGGAUGGUCUCAACUAGCUUUCAUACUUCUUAAAGUGGGUGAGCCUGCAAAAGCUAAAAAACUCUACAAAAUACUUCUCCAAAACGCAUCUUCUGAUAAAGAGAGAUCAGAUUACAAUCAUUACCUUGGUUGGGCAUAUGAUGACAUGGGCGAGUACUCGAAAGCACUUUCAUCGUACGACCAAGCACUUGAAAUCCGAAAAAUAGCUCUCCCUCCGAAUCAUCCCGACUUGGCUACUUCCUACAACAACAUCGGUAAUGUGUAUGCUAAAAUAAGCGAGCACUCGAAAGCACUUUCAUCGUAUGAACGAUCACUUGAAAUCCGAAAAAUAGCUCUCCCUCCGAAUCAUCCCGACUUCGCUCAAUCCUACAACAAUAUCGGUUCGGUGUAUGAUAACAUGGGCGAGUACUCGAAAGCACUUUCAUCGUACGAACGAUCACUUGAAAUCCAAAAAAUAGCUCUCCCUCCGAAUCAUCCCAACUUGGCUACUUCCUACAACAACAUCGGUGUGGUGUAUAAAGACAUGGGCGAGUACUCGAAAGCACUUUCAUUUCUUGAAAAAGCGCAUGAAAUCGAUCGAAAAACUCUGCCACCAAACCAUCCGAAUAUUGCACAGUCGAAAAGAAAAAUUGAACUUCUGAAAAAGAAAAUGUAA